AUGGCAGACCCGGCGUGGGGCGCAGCGUCCACUGCCUCGUCGGCGGCAGUGCCGCUCCACCCCCCUGCGCACUCGGCCCGAGCGCUGUACGCUUUGCGCCACAGUGAGCCACUCGCGACUGCGCGCCGUCAGCCGCUUCAACAGCAGUCGCCCACGUCUCUGUCCCAUUCGCUGCCCCCUGCGCCGGUCCACGCGAUGCCGCCGGACGUCUGCGGCCUCUCAGUCUAUGGACGUCCGUCGAGCGACAGGGGCCGCGUGACGUCGUCUUUGGGCUCCCAACGGGACGACGGGGCGCUCCUGUCGGUGGACAGACGUACGUCCUCGUCGACGCUCAACAACGAGUGGCGUCGACAGCCGCUCGACGCAGUGCGAGUGCCACUGGAGCAGCAGUCGAUGCAGGAGCCGACUCCGUGGCACUGUGUGGAGACCAAUGGAGUGAACGCAGCGACGUGGAGCAGCGGCGCGCAGUGUGGAGAUGGACCUGCGUGGGGUCUUCAGAGUGACAGGCGGCAGACCUCUGCGCUGCAUCGUGAGGUGUGGAACACCGCCGAGUUUCGCUACGGCGGCGGUGACGGCCGGAGACCAUUGCUGGCUGAAGCAACACGAGCACCACCAGCAGCGCCGUUGUAUAUGUUGGAGUACGGCGCUAAUAGGAUGCAGCGAGAAGGAGCAGCGGACGCACGCGAUGAGAUGCGUGCUCGACCACCGACUGCAGAGUCCGUCCAAUUGCACAUCCAGCGCCACAAUUGCACACUGUGUGCUAUGAGUGUCGCGCUGUAUCAAUGGGCCCAAACCAGUUCAGUGUUGUCGGCUGCUGUUCAGACGGACAAAGUGGAACGUGAUCGGUUGCAGGAAUCAGACCAAUGCAUUCAUUCGCAACAGCUCCCGCACAAAGAUUCGUAUCACCCCGCCGAAAGUUGCCAACGCUGUAGUAGCGAAGAGUUUGGUAUGUCAACACGCACAGACCGGUCAAGCCACGAUGGCGCUUUCCUGGGCAACGCCGCAAGACAUGUCACUGCGAGCACAGCGCUUCCUGCUGCGGGCAGACCUGCUGUCUCUGAUGCCACACAUGGCAAAGUCUUUGUGAAUGAGGCCACGUGUAACUUGAGUCCGGCUCACGAUGUUUUGGCUGGCUUGGAUGCAAGACAUGCUGGAGCUGUUGUGGGUACGGCUGCAUGUACCUCGAGCGCGACUCGUGAUGUUUCUGCUGGCUUUGAUGCAAAGCAUGCUGACGCUUCGGCGGAUGGAACCACAUGCACCCCGAGUCCGGUUCAAUGUCCGAUUCAGAAUGAGGCAGACAAGGGUGUACAGGGACAAGACGACGCGCGAUCAUCCAUUCAGCCCUCUCGAGCUGCUGUAGUGCCUGGAAUAUCACUGGCAUCGCAUGCGGCUCGGCUUGUGACGAUGCAAGAUAUACUAAACGGUGAGGAUCAGUCCAAUAAGGCAAGCAUGUCAAGACAUCGAUCGCGAGAUGGCACACACGAUCGAGUGCCGUGCAAGCGCAAGGUGCGAACGCCAAACAUCCCAACAAAGCGGCAGAAAGUGCCUGAGCGUCAGAGCGCGCGGGACCAUCAGCCAUCACCCAAAAGCAGGCCCACGGGGGUCCUCCUACAGACCCGAGAUGCAAAUGACGUGUCAGCCUCGUCAAUCACACCGACCGCCAAGCCGUGCACUCCUAUGUACUUGGCUUUCAUGGAGUCCCGUGCUGCUCGGGCAUCGAAGCAGGUGCAAUCUUCAGUUGCAGGGGCCUCAAGCCUAUAUUCGCAGUCAACGAUGCCCGUUCGUGCUGCUAAGUCGUCUGCUGUCACAGUUAAGCAAAAGAACGGGCGGCCGAAUCUGGUCACCACGAAGAUGGUGGAUAUGAAUGCUGGCGUGUGUAAACCUUCUAGGGCGUUGACGUCAAAUCAGCGGACUAGGACACUACAUCUUGAUACGGCGAGGUCAAGAGGAGUCUCGUCUCGUAAGCAAGUGCUCGACUCGCUGCACGUGGGUGUCUCUGACAGGAACCGAAGGAUGGAAGAGCCAUGUGCGUUGAUUAAAAGAGAGCCAUGUGCGAACAGUGGAUUCGACGAGCCGAUAGGUCAGUUGUACAAGCAACAUCGGUGGCAGCAGCCGCGCUCCGAACGCUCGGUGCAUGAUUCGAGAGUGGUAAGUGGAAUGUGUUCCUCGAUCAAAUCGGAAAUAAUCGAUAAUGAAACGGACAUCUUACUGAAGAAGAGACGAAGAGCUAAGUUGCCUCUUGCAAGGCCGACCCGCCCUAAGCUUACAAUUCGGCAACAGCAAGUGCAGGGACCGCUACGGUUGGACGAAGAGCUUAUCCCAACAUAUGGAUCGGGUGCAGCGUCUGCCGUUGACUCAGCUACAGUGUCGCAUGGACAUGCUGUGAAUCGGACGGUGGUGAUAUUUUGCAAGCGAGACUUUAUGCGCUAUCAGGCAGCUAAGAUUUGGCGCAAGUAUCAAGAACAGCAAAAGAAGCACGAAGAGUGGCGGGAAGUUCGCGUCGCCGGCAAGCGCACUCGAUAUCUCAAUUCCCGCUAUGAUGAUCAAAUACAAAGGACGUAUCGAAAACCGUACAUGCGGUCUACUAAACCGCAACGAAAGCCAUUUCCAAAGACAGGAAAAAGCCGUAGUCGUAAGGCGACAGUGGAUAUAAGUGUGGUGGAGCCGAUGUCAUUGCCUUCUGUAUCGAGUGACAAAAGGGUCAGCGAGGAGGGGUUAUCGGCAAGGGAACCGGAUAGCACAACGACCUCUGAGUUGUUGCGGAAUGUCGACGAUGACUCUUUGUCGAGUGGAAAGCGUGGUGUAGCUGACUGUGACGAACGUCUCGUGACUCGAGAUGCAUCACAGUCACAUGAUGGCCGGCUGCCACAAGGCCAAGGCGAUGUCGACAUUGCGACACCUGACAGCAGUGUCGGUACUUUCGGCGCCGACGAUGCAUUCAACGGUAGUACCGUCCCCUCCAUCAUCGACAUUUGUAAAAACGGAGUCACAUGUUUCGAGCCUGAUGUCAAAAUCAGUGUCGCUGUUGUAGCUGGUAAGCCGCUCAAGGACAGUAGCGAGGUCAACUAG
This is a messenger RNA of Hyaloperonospora brassicae, 3069 nucleotides long. The record is from the annotation of a GenBank genome assembly. NCBI's taxonomy places the organism in Eukaryota, Oomycota, Peronosporomycetes, Peronosporales, Peronosporaceae.